This is a messenger RNA of Polychytrium aggregatum, 1017 nucleotides long. Its product is annotated as FAM72 protein-domain-containing protein. The record is from RefSeq and is a predicted model, not a curated record. The coding region runs from base 310 to 939 and encodes 209 amino acids. Gene Ontology annotation, cellular component: cytosol. The transcript has 5 exons. Lineage: Eukaryota; Fungi; Chytridiomycota; Chytridiomycetes; Polychytriales.
ACCGUCUCAGUGUCCUCUGAGGGUCGGCAAACGCUAACACAAGGACAAGCGUCGACAGCAUCCGACUCGGCCAGCCCGCAAGGGACGAACCCCCAACUCGGCCACGAAGAGCGCUCCGGUGGUGGCCGUCUUGGUGGUGAGGGCUCCAGCCGCGGGACCGUCAAUGCAAUUCCCGAGCCGAACGCUGCCCGCAAUGCCCUUUCAACGGCUCUGUCCCAGGUGUUGACUUCGACCUCGGUCGCUGGAGCAACCGCUUCGGGCUGGAGAGCCCUCAACACCUCCGAGGUGCGGUUGGAUGAGCCCACUCCCAUGCCCGAGCCGACAACCCGCACCAGUCUCAGCAACACCCCUGAACGACGGGCAUACUGGCUGGCCCGGGGCACGGCGAUCCCUACGGAUGAUCUGAGCCAGCACCCUGCCGAGACACCACGACCGGCCACAACCACGAGAGCCACCGGUCUGCAUACCCAUAUUCCCUUCCGUCGCGUGGCAGUCAAUCCGGCCAUACACCCGCAGUUUCGCGAGAAAGCAGUGUGCAAGCUCUACUGCAACCACUGCGCGACGCUGAUGUGCAAGCGUGGGAUGAAGGCCAUUUUGUUGGGCAACACCAAGGUCGAGUUGUUUUCAACAGACACGCCUCCUCGAGGCGUGCAACUGAUCCAUCUGGACUAUACGACUCGAAAUUGCCUCUGUAGGAUAAGAGACGCGGCAUGUCUGGGCUGCGGGAAUGUCGUGGGCUAUCAUGUCACCCAGCCCUGCGAAAAGUGCCUGGAGGCAUGCAACAAUGGACAUUUUUGGAUGUUUCAUGCGGAAGGCGUCCACUCGGAGGACCGAAUGGAUCAGAAUGGCCGCCAGCUCCUGAGAUGGGAGUCGCUUCCUCGCUCCGAAGAAGACAAGGAUCAUCUGGAGGGCCGGGCAGUCCAGCUUGCUUGUCGCUGAGACCGGAACGGCACCUCCGACCUCGACAGGAGACACAUACUGGAGCGAGUGGGCGGACAGGGGAGGGUGAAGCAAGGG